This is a messenger RNA of Oncorhynchus keta (chum salmon), 828 nucleotides long. RefSeq names its product heat shock factor-binding protein 1-like. The coding region runs from base 272 to 508 and encodes 78 amino acids. The record is from RefSeq and is a predicted model, not a curated record. Lineage: Eukaryota; Metazoa; Chordata; Actinopteri; Salmoniformes; Salmonidae. Gene Ontology annotation, molecular function: transcription corepressor activity. Gene Ontology annotation, biological process: cellular heat acclimation. The transcript has 4 exons. Gene Ontology annotation, cellular component: cytosol; nucleus.
CGGGUUUACGAGACUAUGAAAACCGCGGGAUUAAAAUAAUCGAAUUUCGCCAAAUCGAGGUUUUGCAUACCAAAAACUAAACGUUCCACAUUCCGUUGGGUUCCAGCUUCAGUGUUCUCGCGAUACGUGUUUUGCAAAAACAGCUGACUGACAUAUCUGGAUUUACGUGGUAGAGCUAGGGAUCCUGUAUUUAUUUUUGCCCAAGGUAGCUAAUUUAGCUAGAGUUCAUUUUACACCACUUCAUAACACGCGUGUCGUGCAGAGGGAAAACAUGGCAGACACUGAUCCAAAGUCAGUUCAGGACCUUACCAAUGUGGUCCAGACGCUGCUGCAACAGAUGCAGGAUAAAUUCCAGACCAUGUCAGACCAGAUCAUCGGAAGAAUUGAUGAGAUGAGCACCCGCAUCGAUGACCUGGAGAAGAACAUUGCUGACCUCAUGACCCAGGCAGGCGUGGAGGAGAUCGAGGGGGUCAAGGAACCACAAGUCAAAGAAGGACAAGGGUCAUGAAGGUUGCCAGACGACAAGCUGUCAAGGACUUUCUUCAGGAGCAGCAUACUCUUCCACUAUAACCAUGAACUAUUUUGAUUUAGUGUGUUGUGAAAUGCUUUUUUAUAUUGACUAUUGUAAUAAAAGUAACAGUUCUAAUGUAGUGACUUGAAGAUGUGUUAUUUGUAAAUGAGUAUUUCUCUCAGAACUUUUCAGCCCUGUUAGUAAUGGUUAAUUGAAGUAUACAGUAGAAGCCAGUGAUAUUAGCAGCACUGUGCCAAGUGGAAUGCAUUCAAAAUUCAACAGAUUUUCUUCUAUUAAAGUUAUUUAAUACAAACAAA